Molecule: messenger RNA, 375 nt
Organism: Alternaria triticimaculans
Lineage: Eukaryota; Fungi; Ascomycota; Dothideomycetes; Pleosporales; Pleosporaceae
Exons: 3
Coding region: 1-375 (124 amino acids)
Source: RefSeq, a predicted model, not a curated record
AUGGCCUCAAACUCCCCCUCAUCCCCGCUAGAGUGGCUCGGCGCGAUGCUUAAGGAGGCCCAUGCAGCCCAGCGGUCAGCGGAAAACGAACUCGACGAAGUCAAGCGCCAGCUUCGUACCGCCCAGGAGACCAUUGCAGCGCAGAAGCAGGAACUCAUGAAGUCGAGGCAAAACCUGGAAUUGGCGAGGACAGAGACGAAAAAUCAGUUCCAACAGCUGGCAUUCCAAAAGGCUGCGCAGCAAAUCCAGACUCAAGGAUUUCCGCAAGGCCAAAAUCCGCAGACAUACCGCAACCAGCUCGCGCAGCACUAUUUCCGCCAAUUGAUCCGGUAUCGGCAGCAACAUCAACAGCAGCGUGAGGAGGAAGGACAGUGA